Molecule: messenger RNA, 1980 nt
Organism: Dacryopinax primogenitus
Lineage: Eukaryota; Fungi; Basidiomycota; Dacrymycetes; Dacrymycetales; Dacrymycetaceae
Exons: 4
Coding region: 1-1980 (659 amino acids)
Biological process (GO): positive regulation of autophagy; TORC1 signaling; negative regulation of TORC1 signaling
Cellular component (GO): GATOR1 complex
Source: RefSeq, a predicted model, not a curated record
AUGUCCUCUCCUGCAGUAGCCACGCCGCUCAUCGCUCUCCUCCUCGUCACUACCUCCUCAACACUAGGCACGUCCAUCAUAUUCCGCUACCCGCCGUACCCGUCCUCGUCUGCCCGUCUUAUGCGCCCUCUUCCCUACCGUCAAGGUGCGCGGCAUGGCUUGGAUGGGAUGUAUCAAGCUAGCCACUUACCGUCGGACGAAGAGGAGGAGGAAGCAGAGGAGGAGCAGGUGAGGGAGAUGGAGGCUAGCGGACGGUGGGUGGAGGAACAGGUAGAGUAUCUCUUUCCCCGUCCUAUCUGGGAAAGCAGGCCUACGACGCCCCUCUCAACACGGAGCAGCAGUCGCCCACCUCCCUCCCCCAAGUUGGGUACGAAGCUCAAAAAGGACUACGAUACUGUUUUAUCUUUCUCUUCGGCGACACUAGCAGAGAUCCUUGAGCCAGCGAGGGAGCUGUGUUACCAGAAGUUUGAGCUGGUGGUCGACGACCUCGCAUUCGUCGGACACCCGGUCUGUGUCGCACGAGACGGUGUAUGGAGGAUGGACAACAUCGCACCUCCCAGCUCACCGCGGAACGAGCCAACGGAGAAAAGGGAGCGCAUCUCCUUCUUUCAUCUUGUGCUCGUGCUCGACCGCCCGGACCCAGCGAGCUACCAUAGCGCGGACCUCUCUUCCUUCCUCGCACCCUACCACGCACAAGUCGCGUUCAAGCUCACUGCUGGGCUGGUACAUGAGGAAGUUCGGGCAGAGUAUGUGAGCAAGCACUGUGCGCGGCUGGCAGAGAUGCAGGAGCGAGUGAGGGGGAAGGGAGGUUGGUAUGACCAGUUCUGCGACGAGGCUACUGGGGAGGCGGGCGACGAGUUGGCUAGGGUUAUGAGAGAGGUGUUCGAGGCUGUUUCGAGGGAUGGGAGUGCAAGAGUGAGGAUCAACCAUAUUGUUGUCGAUGUCCAACUUCCACCUGCGGAUGACGAGGAUGAAGAAGACGAGUCGGAGAAUCUGGAUUUGGAGAAGACUGUGUAUGGCUGGGUGCCGCGGUUGAGGCCGUGGAGCGCUCUGUUGAUGCUGGAAGAGGUCGAUGAGCUUCCGGAGGAGGUGGAGGACCAGGAGUUCAGGCAACGAUUUUUCGACACUCUAGAACCGACGCUGUCGUUGUCGGACAUGAGCAACCUGCUUGAUCUCGACCUCUGGGCGGACGUCUACCCUCUGGCUCGAGCUCUUAUCUACACCCGCAAGGCUAAGCUUGUAGACGUAGUACGCGAGAACCUGAAGAGUGUGUACUACCCCACGUCGAGCGUGGAGCCUUGCCCUGCGGACCACUUCCAUGAUUUUUCGCGCGCGUUCCCGACCCUUCCCCACUUGGCUACCAUCCUCUCCUCUCUUUCGCUCUCCCCGGUCCCUUUCUCCUCUAUCGUUCCUGCGUCCAAAGAUCGACCGUUGUAUUUAGAAGCGCUCAUAUGGCUGCUGAAGCGCAACCUCCUGCAGAUGAUGCAUGUCCGUGUCCGCCUCAUCGCCCCUCAAGAACUGAAAGAAUCCUUCGCUUUACACCGAGCUCGCAAACUGUCGAUGACGAUGACAGAGCCUACAUCCUCUAGCUAUUCCCCUGAAACACCCUUUCUUGCAAACGGCCUCUUAUCGCCGAUGCUGCUCCAGCGUACCCGCCUCCCGGUACACCAACCCGGUUCUGAAGAAGACUCUUCGAGCGACCAGGAACAGGAGGAAGAAUUGGUACCUGGGGUGAUUGUCGACCCUGGCCGUGCUAGCAAGAUAGAACGCAGAUGGCUGGAUGAGAUGAAUCGCGGGAAAGAGCAAAGAGUCGUUGACUUGUUCGAGAGACUGCUCCCGUACUUUGACGGGAAGACGACAGUGGACGAGAUACUUUACAGGACUGAAGUGGGGAGGAGGGACCUGCGCGAGGUUUUACAUCUGUAUGACCCUUAUGUGAGUCUUGAACCUGGAACUGAACUGUCGAAUAACCCCAUAUAG